This is a messenger RNA of Saccostrea echinata, 1372 nucleotides long. RefSeq lists its product as uncharacterized. The record is from RefSeq and is a predicted model, not a curated record. NCBI's taxonomy places the organism in Eukaryota, Metazoa, Mollusca, Bivalvia, Ostreida, Ostreidae. The transcript is spliced from 5 exons. Gene Ontology annotation, molecular function: serine-type endopeptidase inhibitor activity. Bases 3 to 926 code for a protein of 307 amino acids.
UAAUGCCUAGUAUUUAUAAGAAAAAAAUUACUACAGCUGUAAUACACAAAAAUAUUUUUCAGUUCGUAGUUUUGUCUCCAAAACAAAAGUAUAAAAUGAUUUGUAUCAAAGAUUUUAGCAUUGUACUCCUACUGAACUGUGCAUUGGCGGUCAUUCGAGCCCUAGGGACGUCUGUCGUUACUGUACCCUUAGAAGACUCAAUCUGGGGACCUAUGAAAAGCCACAGACCUCUCAUAGAGGGACCACGGCCCCCCUGCAAUAGGAAGUGUGAUUACGGAUACGAUACAGAUAUCGAGGGGAACUUUAUUUGUAAAUGUAACAAUCCUUGCCAGAAUGUAUACUGUUUUGGUGGAACAUCGUGUGUUAUUUCCAAGUCUUGCGAACGAGGAGCAUGCAAACUCGAUGCUUCUUGCAAGGAUUUAAGACGACAGAAAGACACCGGCUUAACUUCACCACUGAAGAGCCAGGGUUAUGUAGGUGUUUUCUUUGAUACUGCAAACUUCGUUCGAACGAAUGCAAACACAAUUUGCAGUCAGCCUUUGUCCUUCGAUGUGUUCAACUGCCCAAAGAGAAUGCGACGUUAUAUGUAUGACGCAACAAAAGGAAGGUGCGUUCGAUUCUGGGGCUGCAGAAAACCCGGAAACAACUUCGAUAAAAGAAGAACUUGCAAAGAAACAUGCAUCACACCAUAUAAGGGCAAAAUGCAUAAGAACCGAUUUAGACCAAGAAAUGUGAGAUGUAAAUUUCCCGUUGAGAACAUGCACGUUGUUUGUUCCGGAAAACUCCGACGACGAUGGGUAUUUGACGUUCUGAGAAAUAAGUGUAUUAAAAUCAAGGGAUGUCCACGACCCGGAAAUAAUUUCCAAAAACGGUUAGAAUGUAAAUUGCAAUGCGUGCGCCGAAGGAAAUGGAAGAAAAGGGGUUGAAAUUUCAACAUCCAAUGUACAGUGUUAACCCUAGGUACGGUAGAUACUGUAACCUUAUUACCGAGCUGCGACAGAAUAUAAAGAUCUCUGGCAAGAACGUUAAUCGAUCGGUUUUGCAAUUUAUUGUUGCAGAAAAAGUGUUUCUCGAGCUUCUACAAGAAACAAUGCCCCGAAGAAAUUUUCCCACCCACCGUCCUGUGACGUCAACUGUUCAGGAGCGUUUCGAGAAAGAAUGGCGGCAGGACCGCCAAGAUUGACACGGAAUCUUCCGGAUUCUACGUUUAAACUAUAUAAUGAAGUAUAUACUGUGUAAUACUUAAGGUUGUUUUUCAUGACUGUAUUUAAAAAGGAUGGGAUUUUCCAGUUACAGUGAUGUUAUUUUUUAAAUGAUUUAUGUUUUAUAUAGUUUUUUUUAAAUUGUUGACAAUAAAAUGAACAAGAACCUU